Mercenaria mercenaria is the source of this 2226-nucleotide messenger RNA. RefSeq lists its product as uncharacterized. Lineage: Eukaryota; Metazoa; Mollusca; Bivalvia; Venerida; Veneridae. Bases 40 to 1398 code for a protein of 452 amino acids. The transcript is spliced from 2 exons. The record is from RefSeq and is a predicted model, not a curated record.
ACUGCGUGUAAUGCAGCACUUUUACCUAGGACUCUGAUCAUGAUGGAGGCAGAUAUUGUGACCGUAAAAGUACAUUAUUCGUAUCAUGGCGAACCUAGGUGUUCGCCAUUUCCAACGGCUCUAAAAGACUUAGUAAACUUGGGAAGGUGUGGAUUUGUUGCAUUAAUUAAGCAAAAUGUGCAAUAUAUCCGUCGAUAUGAUAGUGUUAGGCUUUCGUAUUUUGAUGAAGAUAAAGUGUGGGUUGAUUUGACAGAUGAAAGUUUCAUGGAUUUUCUAAAAACUACAACGUGCACUGGCGGAACUGAUCAGCCGAAACUUAAUGUAAAAGUGUUUGAUGGAGCUUCUCCGGCAACUCCCGUUGCAAAACGACAAAAAAGAAUUGAAACCGAUGGCUACUCACGACGGAAGUUGGAAGAAGUAUUUAACAAUUCUAACCUUACAGAAACAAGAUCGGGUACACCAGAGUUCACGUACAAAUCUCCUGUUGCUAUUGACAUUGCCUUGAAAGAAGAGGAACUAGAACUAAAACGUUGUGAACUUCGUAGUCUAGAGACAGCAUACGAUGAGAAAUGCGAAAUGUACAAUUUAAACAUCAUAAAAGAUAAAAGUAAGAAAAGAUGUACAAAAUGUCACCUCAGAACCAAUCAUACGCAAAGAAGCUGUGAUUUGGGCCAGUGUGAGGAUGUUCGCCAGUGCGGCGAGCUGGAUUUUCAUCAUGAGGAAAAAACUACCAUUAACGAACUUAUUAGAAGAAAACAAAAUGUUGAAAAGGAUAUAAAAACAAUUGAAUUAGAGCUGAAAGUGAAAAAGGAGGCGCACAUUUCUACAGCCAAAACGUUUGAGAGACAGAUUAGGGACUUUGUCAUUAAUAGCAAUCCGGAGAAAUAUUUGGUAAAUGGUACCGGACCAGGAGUGAUAAACAUUAAACUGCAGGCUGAUAUUGCAAUUUUAAAGAAACACUACAGUAGCAAAGUACCACGUGACUUAGAACGGGAGUCGCAUUAUUUCCAGACUGUCAUUGCACAGAAAGAUAACAGCUAUCGUAAAAAUUGUAAACUAAAAAACCCUGUUGAGAAACGUUUAGAAACAAACCCAGUUUUUCCGGUGAGGUUUCCGAAACCAACGGCAACAGUUGGUUCACAAGACAAAAUGGACGAAUCUACACCUUUUGCGUCACCAUUUGAUGUAACCCGACAUGGACAAGUUCCAACACCAUUGUAUUUUCCGUUUCAGUUUAUGGCACCAAACGGGCCUCCUCUACAUAUACCAGGGAUAACGACACCGUUUCCCGUGACCACAAAUGACUGCCAAAGGCAAUCCGGACAACCAUUGCCCGGUGCACCACCUUUGCCACCCUCAUAUGAAGAUGUCGUGCCAACAUCAAGUAAUUCUGGAUGAUCAUAUGACACGAACACACGUCCAGACUGUCGUGUGCAUGUUACAGUUCUGUUUGCUUUCUUUCUAUCUGGAUAUCCCAGGAAGGGAUUUGAACUCGUUGAUAAAUUAAUUAUAAUGAGUAUGAUUUAGUUUUAUUACACAAAUUUGUUUCAAAUAGUUUAGAAACAGCACCUUGAUUAGUAUUUUGCUAUUAAUAAGAAAUGUAAGACCACAUAUCUGAUAUUUUUACGACUUAGUGUUGAAAAUAGAUUAACCAAUAUUGUAUCUCAUUACCGUGUUUUAGUUUUUGUUUUGUUUUUUUUUUAACAAGGCGAAUCAGGUCUUAUUCCAGAUUAUUUCAUAGUAUGAAACUAUUUUGGCGACAUUGACUAUAUUGUAAACACACCAUUUGUCAACAUGCAUACUGUUGCAAGAUUUUAAUACACUGUGGUAACAUACAUGACAUAAUGACCCCAUCACUCCUGAUCAGAUGAGACAUUGUGUUUUACAUUUCGGAAAAAAAUUUCUUUCUUUUUUUCGUCAAGACCAGUAUAUCUAGCUCAAAAAUUACCGUAGCUCGUGGCAAUGACCUAUAAUAACUGCUAGAACAUACAUAAUUAUAUAUAUUAUGUGAAAAAAAAAAAACAUAAUCAUGUCGCGACCAGAGAUUUUUUGUCAUUAAAUCGUUUUAAAGUCAUCAUGACGGCACGAGAUAUACUUUUAUCUCAAGAUCAUGCAAUACUUUUUAGUCCAUGCCUCUUAUUGUGACUGUUAAUUACAUUUGAUUUAUUACUUUAAUACAUAAAAUCAGUAAAGAAUAAAGAUUUAAUAAAGUAAGCAAAAAUUUAA